Molecule: messenger RNA, 2756 nt
Organism: Monoraphidium neglectum
Lineage: Eukaryota; Viridiplantae; Chlorophyta; Chlorophyceae; Sphaeropleales; Selenastraceae
Exons: 3
Biological process (GO): mitochondrial RNA processing; regulation of mitochondrial mRNA stability; chloroplast rRNA processing
Cellular component (GO): ribonucleoprotein granule; mitochondrial matrix
Molecular function (GO): RNA binding
Source: RefSeq, a predicted model, not a curated record
AUGGACUCGGACUGCAUCAUCCUGAAGAACAUGGACUGGCUGUUUGGGGUGCCCGAGGCGGACCUGUCCGCGCCGCGCGCCUACUGGCUGGACCCCGGGGUGCUCAAGCCCGGCUGCGGCAGCACCACCUGGAAGGCCAACGACGGGCCGCAGGUUGGGCUGCAGAUGAAGUUCACGUCGGCAGUCAUGGUGGUCAACCCCAGCACGCGGCUGUGGACGCGGAUCUGGGACAGGUACUUCCCGGGGGGCAAGCCCAAGCUGGACGUGGGCAUGUACGACAUGGACCUCCUCAACAUAGAGUUCAAGGACGAGGCCGUGCUGCUGCGGGGGGAGACCAUCAUGAUCCUCUCCCUGCACUACGCGAUGGCGGCCGUCGACCCGCUGCAGUACCCGUUCAAGAGCAGGGUCAGCCGCGACGAGCUGUACGAGAUGGCCGGCGUGGUGCACUUCUCCCCCACCAAGCCGUGGACUGUGACGUCGCGGCAGUCCAGGCCGGGCGCGCACGAGCGGUUCUACCAGGCCCACGAGCUCUGGACGAACGUGUCGAAGCAGGUGCAGCCGCACAACACGCCGUUGCUGUCAACCGUGCUGCUGCUGCAUGCUGUGGGGGUGCCUCCACCCACUUCACCGCGGCUGCGGCGCCGCGUGCUGGGCGUCUGCAAGGCAACGGUGCAGCAGGCGCAGCAGCAGACACAGCUGCAGCGCGAGCAGACGAAGCCACAACACAGGCGGCAGCAGCAGCGGCCGCCCGCCCGGCGCCUGGCGGCCGAGUGGGAGCUCUCGAUCCCCGCCGAUGCGGGCGCGCGCGCCAUCACGCGCGAGAUUAGCGGCUGCCGCAGCUGGAGGGACCUGCGGGACACUGCCGACCGCCACGCGGCCGACCUCAACCCCAUACACGUCGCAGCGCUGCUCGCGAAAGCGGCCAAAUUCGUGCCUCCCGACUCCCCUGCUUGGUCGAAAUCCGCGGCAGAAGUGGCAGCGGAGGAAGGCGACGAGCUGCGGCAGUGGGUCACACGCGGCCUGCUGCCGCUGUUUGACGGCAAGCUCGAAGUCCUCGGACCCCGGGGCACCGCCAACGGCCUGUGGGCACUCGCCAAGGCCGGCUGCCCCCUGCCGGCGCCGCUGAUGCGCCGCGCGGCCGGCGCGCUGCUGCAGCACGCGCCGCGGCUCGAGGGGCAGCACCUGUCGUCGUUUGUGUGGGCGCUGGCGCGGUGGGCGCAGCUCCCGGAGGAGCGGGCGGCGGCGGCGGCAGUUGCGCGCGAGGCGGCGACGACGAGCACACAGGCGCACAGCCAGGAGCCGCAGCGGCAGGCAGCCGGCCCAUCAAGCAGCAGCAGCGGUACUGAGAAUGGCGGCAGUAGCAUUGCCGGUGAUGAGUUGCUGACAGGGGCAGCGGUGGAGUCAGGGCCACGCGCGGCGGCGGCGGAGCUGGUGCCCGGCUUGUCGCCGGCGCGCCUGCAGGAGCUCCUCGACGCGGCGGCGCACUGCCUGCCCGCGGCGGGCUCCCAGGUGCACUCCAACCUGCUCUAUGGUCUGGCCUGCCUGCGCCACCGCCCGCCGGCGCUCUGGAUUGCAGGGUUCUGGGCGGCCAGCCUCCCCGCGCUGCCGGAGGCGCAGCCGCAGCACCUGAGCAACGCGCUCUGGGCCGCCGCGCGGCUCGGCGCGCCGCCGCCCGAGCCGUGGCUGCGCGCGUGGGCGGCGGCUGCUACCCGCCGGCUGCUGCGCAGCACGGCGCAGGGGUGCAGCAACAUGGUGUGGGCGGCGGCGACGCUGGGGUGGGACCCGGGGGAGCAGUGGAUGGCGGCCUGGCUGGCGGCCACGCGGCCGCGGCUGGUGGGCUUCCCCGAGCAGGCGUUCUCCAUCAGCUGCUGGGCGCUGGGGCGGAUGGCGCGGCGGCGGCGGCUGCGGCGGGAGGCCGCUGAGGUGGACUGGCAGCUGGGGGAAGCUGCAGCGGGGGCGGCGGCGGCGGCGGCACUGGGAAGCGGCGCUGGUGUCUGCGGCGACGGCACUGAUGGUGAAUCAGGGAAGGAGGCUGAGGCUCUGUCGCGCGGUGGGGAGGAGGGGCGGCCAAGUGCACCAACGCGAGAUCAGCCGCAGCAGGAGCCGCAGCAGCAGGAGUACGCGCAGGAGCAGCAGCGGGAGCAGCAGGAGCAGCAGCAGCAGCGGGGCCAGCGGCGGGAGCGCGAGGCCCACGGCAGCGCGCCCGACGUGCGCACUCUCACCGACGCCUGGGUGGCCUCGGGGCUGGCCGUGGCGCAGGGCCGCGCGGCGGCCUACACGGCCCGCCAGCUCAGCACCACCCUCUGGGGCCUCGGCUGCCUGCUGCCCGCCGGCGGCGGCAGCAAAGGCGGCGCGGCGGGCGGCGGCGCCGCGGUGGAGGCGCUGUUUUCUGCAGCCGCGGCGCGAAUGGGCGAGAUGAACCCCCAGGAGCUUAGUAAUGUGCUGCUGAGCGCUGCGCGGCUGGGGGUGCGGCCGGGGGCGGCGUGGAUGGGGCUGUAUGAGGGCGCGUCCGCGGCGCUGCUGGCGGACUCGCACGCGCAGCACCAUGCAAACGUGCUGUGGGCGAUGGCGCGGCUCGGGCAUGUGCCAGGGGACGGCUGGGUGGCGGCGCUGGCCGGCGAUGCCGAGGCACGCCUUUGGGCCGCCGCGGACGAGGCCGCGGCGACGGCGGCGGCGGCGGCGGCGGGCGCUGCGGCGGCGUUGGAAGGGGAGAGCAGCGGCGGCGGCGACGGCGGCGCCGCGGGCGUGGAGCUGCC